AUGCGCGAGGGCGUGCGUAGAGGCGGAAGCGUGGAUCUGCUGCUCUGUCGCUGUCAUUCGGCCGCGGUUUGUCUGCUGUGUUCGUCCUCAGGACAUCACCUCGCCCUCAGCCCCGAGGGGAAGGCUUGCUGCGGAGACAUCGUACAAGGUCCGAACGAUCACGGGAUUGCAUUUGUGUGUGGGGGCAGAAAACAAAUGGGGGAUUACGGCUUUGGAGUCCUAGUUCAAAACAACACUGGCAACAAGUCCACAUUCCCAGUCCGAAUCCACGCACACCUGCCGCCCCCACACCAUCACCAAAAUGUCUCUCAGAGUCCCGCCGCCUUCAUAAACAGCAGCACAGUCGCAGGCAAUGGCUCCACGGGAGGUUCCCCCUGGCUCUUCCCUGCCUCAGCCACCCACAGCAGUGUGCAGGAUGAAAUCCUCGGAGAGAAGCCCAAAGCACAGCAGCAACAGCAACAGGAAAUGCAAGAAACGCAAGAAAAGCAGCAGUUGUCUCCUGGGAAUCAUCAGGACGGGGGAAGUGGCGGAGGAAUCAUUUCAGAUUUGGAAAAGGCGCGUUCAGACGAGGCUAAAACUGAGAACGGAAACUCUGACGGUAGUAACGGCAAAGAGAAGCUGCGUCUGGAGUCUCCAGUGCUAACUGGGUUUGACUACCAGGAGUCAGGCCUUGGAGGCACAGGGCAGGUCCAGUCCAGCACCACCUCGUCAUCUCUGACCGGGUUCAACAACUGGUCAGCCGCUAUCCCCCCUGCGCCCUCCACCAUCAUCAAUGAGGACGUGAGCUUCUUUAACCCGGCCUCUGCCAACAAUGGCCCGCUGCUUUUCCAGAACUUCCCGCACCACGUAAGCCCAAGCUUCGGGGGAAACUUCUCCCCACAGAUUGGCCCCGCGGCCCUGUCCCAGCACCACCCGCCUCCUCCUCCGCCGCAUCACUUCCAACACCCGCACAGCCAGCACCAGCAGCACCGCCGCUCCCCUGCCUCACCGCACCCACCACCACCUUUCUCCCACCGGAACGCACCCUUCAACCAGCUGCCGCAUCUGUCCAACAGCCUGAACAAGCCUCCCUCCCCCUGGGGCCCCGCCAGCUACCAGAGCCCCUCGCCCUCCCCCGGCUCGUCCACGUCCUGGAGCCCCGGCGGAGGCUAUGGCAGCGGAGGCGGUGGAGGCUGGGGUGGCUCUCAGGGCAGAGAUUAUCGCCGAGGGCUAAACGGAGGCAUGACCCCCAUAAACUCUAUCUCCCCGCUCAAAAAGACCUUCCCGAACAACCACGUGGCCUCACAGAAGUACCCACGCAACAGCCCCGCCUUCAACCCCAAGUCCUGGAUCGACGAUGGAGUGGGACGAGGGGACAACAUCUUUCCCUUCCAGGAGCGGACUCGGUCAUUCGACAGCUUCAACAUGAACCCCCUGGAAAGCUCCCUCAUCGACAUCAUGAGGGCCGAGCAGGACACUCUCAAAGGUCGUCUGGGGUUCCCUCAUCCCGGCACUGAUAACUCUCUCUCCCUUAAUGCCAGGAAUUAUAGCAGGAGACGAGGCCAUUCCUCCCUCUUCCCGAUGGAGGACUGCUUUCCCGAUGAUGAGCGUGGUGAGGGUUUGGCUGGUCUGGGUUCUCCUCACUGCUUCCCACAUCAGAACGGGGAGCGAGUGGAACGCUACUCUCGCAAAGUGUUUGUGGGUGGACUGCCUCCUGAUAUAGAUGAAGAUGAGAUCACAGCCAGUUUCCGCCGCUUCGGUCACCUGUUUGUGGACUGGCCUCACAAAGCAGAGAGCAAAUCCUAUUUCCCUCCCAAAGGGUACGCCUUCCUGCUGUUCCAGGACGAGAGCUCCGUUCAGGCUCUGAUCGACGCCUGCAUCGAAGAAGACGGAAAACUGUAUCUGUGCGUGUCCAGCCCCACCAUCAAAGACAAGCCGGUUCAAAUUCGACCCUGGAACCUGAACGACAGCGACUUUGUGAUGGACGGCUCUCAGCCUCUGGACCCAAGGAAAACAAUAUUUGUGGGAGGAGUGCCUCGCCCGCUCCGUGCAGUGGAGCUGGCGAUGAUCAUGGACCGGCUGUACGGAGGGGUGUGCUACGCUGGCAUCGACACAGACCCGGAGCUGAAGUACCCCAAAGGAGCAGGGCGGGUGGCCUUCUCUAAUCAGCAGAGCUACAUAGCUGCUAUCAGCGCUCGCUUUGUGCAGCUACAGCAUGGAGAGAUCGAUAAACGGGUGGAAGUGAAGCCAUACGUGCUGGACGACCAGCUGUGCGACGAGUGCCAGGGCACCCGCUGCGGGGGGAAGUUCGCGCCCUUCUUCUGCGCCAACGUGACCUGUCUCCAGUACUACUGCGAGUACUGCUGGGCCGCCAUCCACUCACGGGUCGGACGGGAGUUCCACAAGCCGCUGGUGAAGGAAGGGGGAGACCGGCCACGACACAUCUCCUUCCGCUGGAACUGA
This is a messenger RNA of Knipowitschia caucasica, 2442 nucleotides long. Lineage: Eukaryota; Metazoa; Chordata; Actinopteri; Gobiiformes; Gobiidae. The record is from the annotation of a GenBank genome assembly.